This is a messenger RNA of Aureobasidium uvarum, 890 nucleotides long. Lineage: Eukaryota; Fungi; Ascomycota; Dothideomycetes; Dothideales; Saccotheciaceae. The record is from the annotation of a GenBank genome assembly.
CAAACUCCGCCAGCUUUACUGAAAUUGAGUACUUCCAAGCCUAUCAGCGCAACAAGCUGCGAGACAUAAUGAUGAUGCGAUUUCCAUGCACACCACAGAUGUUUUGGUCAAGGACGUGUUCGCUUCACAACGGCUUCUUCGGCUGUGAAUACUCUGCUGCACCGGCGACCAUACCAUACUCGACCUACUUCCGUAUGGCCGUCAACUCACCAAAGAAUCAGGGAUUGCCAGAUUACAACUCCCCGCAUGGCACUCUUUCCUACGAAUGGUCGGAUAUGGGCUUUCUAUCUUCGUCAUCUACCAGCUGGAAUAUCUUGAUCUGCUUUGAUGUGCCCGAGAGUGUCAUCAUUGGAUUACAGGACUCUCUGCCUACAGCGGUGCAGGACUUGCAAGGACCGUACGAAUUGCACAUACCGUUAUUGGAGCAGCUGACUGUGUUAUACGAUAUGAGCAACUCGCACAUUCAAGGCACAGUUGCAAGUCUAGAGAAGGAUANNAGCAGCAGGAUCGUGGAUCUGGACGAUUCACCCACCGAGAGACGGAAAGAACAGCUUGCAACCAUCUUCGAGAUUUCGCGUCACGCGAUACAACUCGUCGAGACAACACAGAUCGCCGCCGAGACAACGGAUCGUAUGAGAAUUGAAUGCGAGAACUUUUCUGCAGUGCAAAAGACUGCUGAUCUCGCUCAGAGGAUUCGUAGACUUGGGUUUGUACACAGCAUGCUUCGAGGAUUGCAUACGCGUGCUGUGUCUAAUGAGAAGAGGCUAGCUAAUGAGCAGAGCUUGGACCAGAGAGCUAAUGUAGUUGUUAUGGUAGNNUUAUCGAACAUGAUCGCUGAAGAGAACAAUGGCGCUCUACGGCGAUUAGCUGCCUCGAAUAGCGAUAUGUCG